AGCACGGUUUCGCGGCGCGUUUCAUUCAUUGCGUUCCAGUUGCUGCGCUCGGUUGUGUGUGCGCUCCGGUGUGUGUGUGUCCGCUAGUAGAGAAGUGUUUGUGCUGGAAAUCUUCACACGCCGCGAGAGAGCUUUCGGUGCAUUAGAGCCGCGAGAAAGAGUGAGCGAGAGAGCGCGAUCGAUCGCGCACAGUCAAAAGACCUAAACGAGAGGGAUCGCUGUGUGCGAAGCGUAGCAGUAGCAGCAGCGAGAGUGCCUGCAUACCUGUGUUCGCCGUUACUGUCUUUCACACAACGCGUUGGAUUUUGCAGUUCAAUUUGUCGUCUCGUGCGUGUGCCCGUGAAUUGUGCAAUCAAUUAAAGUGCGUGUGUGUGUUAAAUUUUACCACUAAAGAACCUCUCCCCGGGUGACGUGUUCAAUAUAUUCGUGCUCGCUGCUUUCCUCAACCGUUCGCUGUUGCGUGCGUCGCUCCCCUCCCGCAGGUACGAUCAUCUUCUCUUCGGUGCCCCCAUUUCGUGUGUGCGUGCGCUUGUGUGCCCGUGUGCCCGUGUGUGUGGUGCGUCUACGCGUCCGUGUGUACUUUGCAGAGGCAAUCCAUCAUUACUUUAAGCGCUCCCCACGCGUACUUCGCACCGUACCUCUCAUCCAAGCAUGCGAAAGCCAAGAAGCAACCUGUCGACAAUGGCUGGGCUGGGCGUCGUCUUGCUGGUAGGCAUCAUCGGCGGUCUAGUCGGCCCUGCCAGUGCCCAGCGAACGCCUACCAUCUCCUACAUCACGCAGGAGCAGAUCAAGGACAUUGGCGGUACGGUCGAGCUGGAAUGUUCGGUCCUGUACGCCAGCGACUACUCCGUCCACUGGGUGAAGACCAGCAACGAUCGGUCGGACACGGUCUUCCUGUCCACGGGCAGUUCGCUCGUGCUGAAGGAUUCGCGCUUCUCGCUCCGCUACGACCUGUCCUCCACGUCGUACACGCUGCAGAUUAAGGACAUACAGGAGACGGACGCCGGCAUCUACCAGUGUCAGGUGGUGCUGUCCGUUACGAACAAGAUCUCCGCCGAGGUGGCACUGAACGUCCGCCGGCCACCGAUCAUCUCCGACAACUCCACCCAAUCGCUGGUCGUGUCCGAGGGCCAACCCGCCCAGAUGGAGUGCUACGCGUCCGGGUACCCGGUGCCACAGAUUACCUGGCGUCGCGAAAACAACGCCAUCCUACCGACAGGUGGUGCAACAUACUCGGGCAAUGUACUAAACAUCCACUCGGUGCACAAGGAGGACCGCGGCACCUACUACUGCGUGGCGGACAACGGUGUCAGCCGGGGCGACAGGCGUAACGUGAAUCUGGAGGUGGAGUUUGCGCCGGUCGUGACCGUGCCGAGACCGCGCGUCGAGCAGGCCCUGCAGUACGAUAUGGAUCUGGAGUGCCACAUCGAGGCGUACCCGCCGCCCGCCAUCCGCUGGCUGAAGGAUAGCGUGCAGCUGUCCAGCAACCAGCACUACCAGCUGUCCCAGUUUGCGACCGCGGACGAGUUCACCGACUCGACGCUGCGCGUCAUCACGGCCGAGAAGCGCCAGUACGGCGAGUACAUCUGCCAGGCGACGAACAAGCUGGGCGAUGCGGAGGGCCGCGUCGAGUUUACCGAGUCCGUCAUUCCCGUGUGCCCGCCGGCCUGUGGGCAGGCACGCUACGGCGGCGGCGCUAGUGCGAUUUCCGUCUCGAGCGUCCUGAUGGCGGUGGCCACCGUGCUGACGAUGGUGGCGAUUGCGCAGUACGUGAAGCGAGCGUAAGCCAGCCACCGCAUCCCAGCCGUCGCAUUCCAGGAAGAAGAGAAAAAAAAAACACCGAAGUCGAACCAAAACAGAGGAAAGGGACAGAGCAGGAAGAAGCAUCACAAUCAGGAAAAUGUCUUCAAUCACAAACACCGUUUUGUCGAUGCAUCAAUAUUUGAUGGACGGACGAUAGCCUCAGGACGACCGAUCACCACUUUCCGUCUGUCUCUCUACUGAUCGGGGGAUGAAUUGGAACCAAAUCCGGAUCAUAAAAGCGUUAAAUCGCACACCACAUCUCUCUCUUUGGCACGUUGAGCCAGAUUUAGCACAUCCAGCAGCACAAUCAUUCAUAUACAUCCUCAAAAGCAGAUCGUAAAUGGGAGCGUAAAUAGGGUAUACACUUUUUAAAGGUUGAUUUUUAGGUCUUUUGACGAAUGACGACACCAAUUACUACCUAAAAUAGUGCCUAGCAGUAAACUUUUUCGAACAAUCUUUGUCACUUUGGCCGGGACCACACAUUCUCAAACACAUAUCGAAGCCGGAACAGUACAGACACGGAGGCGAAGAGUAGGAAGAUAAAAUAGCAACUUUUCUUUCGGGAAAUCGGGACAUUGAUCCAGACAAAUGUUUGAGAUAGCGUGUAAGCAAACAAAAAGAGGAAAGUGUGUAGGUAAAUCGUGCAAAACCUUUUUUAAAAUUUAUAUGCUUUAGAGCAUAUUGUAUUUUGUAAAAGAAAUGGAUUCGUAUACAGUAAAAAUACAAACACACACCAAUACAUAAUUGAUUCCCUCCAAGGUAUCUGUGAAGAUGAGAUAGCUCUUGUAGGUGUAGGAACGGGAACAGAAAUCAUUGGCUUUUCCCAAUAUCGAUGGCGCUUGGUUUAAGCGACAAUAUCGAAUGAUGGGGAGGCGAAGUCGAUAAGAAGGCAGUCGUAAAGCUUUCUUUUUCGAAUCGAGUAUAGCGUGAAAAAUAAUGCUGGAAGAGAGAUGAAUGGUUUUAUACGGUGGAUGCAGAUAGAAGAAAAGCAUCCCACAAUCGAAAACAAAUAAUAGAGGCAAGAAAAGUGCUGUAGCUUUUAGUAUCAUCGCGCUUGUGUAUCGUAAACGUUUCCCCCCCAGAAAUUACCUCUAAAUUUUCUUCUAAAAAAACACACACAAAAAAGAAACAAAAUGAGCGGCGCCCUUCCCUAAAUUAGCAAAAAAAAAAACAACAAGAACGAUGCUAAAGUGCUAUAUCCUAUAUACAUACAAAACAUUUGCUAGCGCGCGUUUAUCCGUAAUUUAGUAGUGAGCUGAGAGAGUGAGCAAAAGGCCUGGCAAAACACGAUUUGCGCGUGAGUAGAAAGGGUGCGCAAAGCGCUAAAAGACAAACGCUUAAGCAAAUGGUUUUGUUCCGCUUGUCCGCAGCAGCAGCAUUUUUAGUAGUUUUUUUUUUCUUCUCUUUUUCGCUAUAGUAGUAGUAUCGAAGAAUAUCUUCGCGAUAUAGUAGGGGAAAACCAGCGUGCGCGAAAGAGGGUAGCAAUAACGAACGAACGAACGGAGAAGGAGGAUGGGAGGGGCUGGGCGAGAAACGAUGUAAUAUGAAUGUAAUGCGUGAAAAGCGAACGAUUAACGAAGAACACAAAUAAAUGCGUUUUAAGUUAGAUUUUAAUAAUAAAA
Molecule: messenger RNA, 3425 nt
Organism: Anopheles merus
Lineage: Eukaryota; Metazoa; Arthropoda; Insecta; Diptera; Culicidae
Gene: Lac
Product: lachesin
Exons: 3
Coding region: 652-1785 (377 amino acids)
Cellular component (GO): neuron projection
Source: RefSeq, a predicted model, not a curated record